Molecule: messenger RNA, 3309 nt
Organism: Labrus mixtus (cuckoo wrasse)
Lineage: Eukaryota; Metazoa; Chordata; Actinopteri; Labriformes; Labridae
Gene: rhpn1
Product: rhophilin, Rho GTPase binding protein 1
Exons: 16
Coding region: 179-2239 (686 amino acids)
Biological process (GO): signal transduction; negative regulation of stress fiber assembly
Molecular function (GO): protein binding
Source: RefSeq, a predicted model, not a curated record
CUGAGGAGGUGGCUGUGGUAUCAAAUUGAAAUAAGAAAUAAGUGGGAGCUAGCUUGUUUAGAGGGGUGUAAAAGUUUUUUACUUUUAACAUACUGUUGGAGUCUUGUGUUGACUUGUAAGCUGUACAAAGUUGGAAGAGAUGUAGGAGCUUUUUGGCCGCUUUUGUCGUUGUUUCACGAUGGAGGAACCUGCGACAAGGCAAUCUGAGAUGUCCCUGUCAGACGGAGCCUCGGAUGACGACCUGCCGUUAACGUUACCCACAGAUGGCAGUCACAGCGGGAGCAUCCGAAAGGGAUGCGAUCCUUUCGCUCAGACUCAGCGCAGUAAACUGCAGCACCGACGAGCUCGCAUCAACCAGCAGAUCAACAAAGAGAUGCGCAUGAGAGCCGGGGCAGAGAACCUGUUCAGAGCAACGAGCAACAACAAGGUGAAGGAGACGGUCGCUCUGGAGCUCAGCUUCGUCAACUCCAACCUGCAGCUGCUAAAAGAGGAGCUGGAGGAGCUCAACAGCAACAUGGAGGUCUACCAGACAGACAGUGAGGCUAUCAACGUUCCCAUGAUCCCACUCGGAUUAAAAGAAACCAAAGAGGUGGACUUCACCCUUUCUGUCCAGGACUUCAUCUGUGAGCACUACGGCGAGGACAGCUCGCUCUACGACAAGGAAGUCAAAGAGCUUAUGGAGCUCAGACAGGCCAUGCGUACACCCAGUCGUAACCAGGCCGGCCUGGAGCUGCUGAUGGAGUACUACAACCAGCUGUACUACCUGGACCAGCGCUUCUUCCCCCUUCACAGGAACCUGGGUGUGCACUUCCACUGGUAUGAUUCUCUGACAGGCGUCCCGUCGUGUCAGCGCACGCUGGCCUUCGAGAAAGGCAGCGUGUUGUUCAACAUCGGUGCUCUGUACACACAGAUCGGGGCACGGCAGGACCGCUCUGCAACAGCUGGCAUAGACAAAGCUAUCGAUGCCUUUCAGAGGGCUGCAGGUGCAUUCAAUUACCUUAAAGAGAACUUCUCCAACGCUCCCAGUCUGGACAUGAGCUGCCCGUCGCUCUGCAUGCUGGUCCGGCUCAUGGUCGCUCAGGUGCAGGAGUGUGUGUUUGAGCGCAUCACACUCACCACCCGGGACACACACUUCACCUCCCAGCUCCGCCUGGCACAAGAGGCUGCGCGGGUGUCAGACGUCUACCUGUUAGUGCAGCAGACCAUGACGCAGCCUCUGAUGAAGGACUAUGUCCCCUUCUCGUGGGCGUCCAUGGUUCAGGUCAAAUCAGAACACUUCCGAGCCCUCUCACAUUACCACGCUGCUGUAGCACUCUGCGAGCACACAUUGUCUGCAGAGGACGGCAGUGAUGAAGAAGCAGAGAAGGCUUUCCUCCAGUUCUACGUCAACGUUCCUGCAGAACCAACACUCAUCCAGGUUUUACAGGAUCCUGAAAAAAGCAGAAAGCUCGGUAAAGCUCACCUACGGCGUGCGGUCAUCAGACACGAGGAGGCCAUGCGUGUCCACAGUCUGUGUAAGAUCCUGAGGAAGAUGGACAUCCUGCAGGACGUGCUCUGUCUCACACACAAACGCUCUUUGGACAAAUACUCCGAGCUGGACAGGGAGGACGACUUUGACGAAACCGCAGAGGCUCCAGAGAUUCAGUCUCAAACACACCAGAAACCAGACAUCACUCCCCCCAACUUCUCCACAGUCCAAGUUUCUGAUAUCUUCCAAAGGCUGGGGCCUCUCUCAGUGUUUUGUGCGCGAGCUCGUUGGGGUCCCGUGCGUGUGAUCUGCCUGCAGCGUGGAGAGGGAGGACUGGGUCUGACGCUCAGAGGAGACUCCCCCGUCCUGGUGGCUGGAGUGGUGCCUGGCGGCUGUGCAGCAGAGGCUGGACUGAGGGAGGGAGACUACAUCGUAGCAGUAGACGGGGAGGACUGUAAAUGGUCCAAACACGGCGAGGUGGUCCAAAUGCUGAAGAGCUGUACUGACAGAGGAGUGGAGCUCAGCGUGAUCACACUACACUCACAUGACACACAGCAGGUGGACAAGAGGACCAUCAUGCUCUCCCUCGGCAGUGAUAAAGAAAACACACGGCAGCAGCGUCUGCUCGGAGCAGCCAAGGGCCAGAGCUCUGCCUCCUUGUUGAACUGGAACAGGAAGAAGAAGAGGGAAGGUAGCGGGCUCACAAGGAGAUUAGGAAGCACUUUUAGUUUGUCCUUUGGAAGCCUGAGAGACACUGAGGCCAUGUACUGAGAGCAGACUGCACAGGAGCCACUCAGGGAAUCACAGCGGGAGAGCAUGAGGUACGGCAAGGUCUGCAUUCAGACCGAGACACACCAGCAGAGGGCGCUGCUGCAGAGAGCUCUGAGAGAAAAGCACUACAAUGUACCUGACUUCUUUUCUUUGACUGCAGCAUAGACCGAUAUAUCUGGCAACUUUAUGUCCAAAAGAACUACAUGUAAGUGGCUCUGUGACUUCUUUUUCUUCUCAAAACUGAAAGAGGAGCUUCAUGUUUGAAUAAUCAAGCCUCAAAGGAGCAGCUGAACCACUCUGCCUUGGAGUCUAAAGGUGUGUUGAGACUCGAUGUAGAGACUUGAGUUGGUGUGAAGGUGCGAGGCAAAUUGGGUUGAAAGUGUUGAACAUGAAGUCUUUGGUUUAUUUUUGUACCAGCGUCUGGUUUAAAAAGUAUUUUCAUCACACUAGCCAACAGACCCGAGUGUCGCUGCCCUCAGCAGAUAUUUUUGUGGUUUCAUCAAGUCUCAGAUAACCUCGAAGAAAUGACGAAACAUGAGACUGACAAACUGUUGCGUCUGCUUUGCUCUGUGUCAAAACGAGGCAGCUAAAAAAAAUGUGCAUUCAUUCGAUAGAAAAAAUUACCUGUCUGUUUCUUUGAGUCUUUCUUUCAUCAUUGAAAGAAUCAGCCGUGAACUAGAAUCAGCUUAUAGUCGAUCUGUAGAGGUGGUUCAUCAGCUGUGACCUGAAGUAAGUGUUCAAACCAGACGCCCCGCUAUUCCUACAGGUGAAGUAACAAUAAGCACCGCCUGGGGAAACCCGGGGUUCAUAGAAGAAAACCUGCUUUAUACCAGGUUAGGUUCACAGACUCAGUUACCAUAGUAACAGACUCAGAGCUAAAGUAGCGGUCACAUGCAUAAGGUCUAUUGUCGUUACUGAUCUUAGAGAAUAAAGGUCACCACCCCCUCCCACUCGCUCGAGGUGAAUCUCCUUUAUUUUUACAAAGCUGCAGAAUCUCUUUGUAAAAAAAGGCAUUUAAAGUAAUGAGUGCUGUCCAAUAAAAGAAUCGGACUACAUAAGGCAGAACGCUG